Oncorhynchus keta (chum salmon) is the source of this 4734-nucleotide messenger RNA. RefSeq names its product WW domain binding protein 1-like. The record is from RefSeq and is a predicted model, not a curated record. The coding region runs from base 855 to 2087 and encodes 410 amino acids. NCBI's taxonomy places the organism in Eukaryota, Metazoa, Chordata, Actinopteri, Salmoniformes, Salmonidae. The transcript has 4 exons.
UCGAAGGAACUAAUGAGCGGAUUUGAUGAUGCUGAGCUGCGGGGCACUGGUUUAUGGCCAUUGACAUUAACGGGCAAAAGUGGUGAGGGAGGAGCACCCUUCACAAAUCCAACAGUAAUCUGUGCUGCUCUAUCAUGUAGUCGACAAGGCAGCAUGGUCCAGAAACAUGCAUAUCUUUUCCAUAAAAUACUCUGUUUGAAUUUUUCAAACUUGUUUUCAUUGGGACGGCAGAUAAAGUGUUUUUAGCAAAAAGCAGUCACUUUUGCAUGUGAAACCACAUAAUCCUACCCAUUGCUCCAUGUGCUUAAUUACAUCACUUUUGUUCUGAGCUGACUUUGCCAUGGGCUUUGAACGGGGCACCUGGCUGACGCCCGGGAGACAGCCCAGUUUCAAAACAAAUGCAAUCAACUUUUACUGUUCAUUUGAGAAGGCUGCUGCUCCCUCCCGCUUUCGCCUCAAAUAUAUGUAUAAAUGCCAUAAAUGUCUGGUUUUGUUUUCUUGGAAAGCUGUGAGUGCUAUUAUAUGAUGCAAUUUUAGUAAUUGUUGCAUUUACAAUUGAUCUAAGUCCUAUCAACUGAUUUGAGCCAGAGUAUGGCUGUGGAUUGACUGCAUUAUUUAAAUGGAAUGUUGCCAUAUUGGCAGCUAAUUAGCUACAUUUAUGGACUCAUUCCUCUAAAACUAACACACAUACAGUGCAGGUAAAUUAUUUACAUUCAUUGUUUUACAGUCUUUUUCCCCCCAUUAUUUUUACCAGGUAAAUUGACUGAGAACACGUUCUCAUUUACAGCAACGACCUGGGGAAUAGUUACAGGGGAGAGGAGGGGGAUGGAUGCACCCUACACAAGGGCAUUCGGAUGUUUUAUUUUUUUAGACAAGAGUGCCUCCUACUGGCCCUCCAACACCACUUCCAGCAGCAUCUGGUCUCCCAUCCAGGGACAACCCUGCUAAACUUCAGAAGCAAGCCAGCAGUGGUAUGCAGGGUGGUAUGCUGCUGGCAUCUUAUCACAGCACUGAGCCUACUGCACUGUGAGGGGCUGAACAACCAGAGCUACGUCUGCGAAUCAGGACACUGCUGUGGGGAGUCACAAUGCUGCAGUUACUACUAUGAACUCUGGUGGUUCUGGCUGGUGUGGGUCAUCAUCUUCAUCCUGAGCUGCUGCUGCGUGUGUCACCACCGGCGCACCAAGCACCGGCUGCAGCAGCAGCAGCGCCAGCACGAGAUCAACCUCAUCGCCUACCGCGAGGCGCACAACUACACCUCCCUUCCGUUCUACUUCAGGUUUCUUCCAAAUUCCCUCCUACCUGACUACGAAGAGGUGGUAAACCGCCCUCCAACCCCUCCCCCUCCCUACAGUGUCUUCCAUACAGUCAGCCCCAUGCCCACGGACCCACAGGGCGGCCUGGGACUGGGUCACUGCCUGAGCAUUCAGACCACUCCGGUCCCCCCAGUGUCCGACACCCUUUGCUCCAGGCGGAGCCUGGAAGAGCCCCACUGCAUUGGGGCUCCCACCAUUGGCUACAACAGACACAAGGCAGACAACAAGCCUCAGGAGCCCCAGGAUGGUGGACCAGGGCUAGGGCCCCAGGAGGCCUCUACAGAGGAGCCUAGAGGCCCAGAGAAGAGUUGCAAGGAGCCCCUGUUACUCGGGGACCUAGGGGGGCCCGAGAGCGGUGCCCAGGAGGACAAAGAUAAUAGGGGGGCCCUUGGGCGGCGGCGCCGUUUCACGGGUGACUCGGGUAUCGAGGUGUGCGUAUGUGACCGUGGUGGUAGUACCAGUAUUGGAAGCCAGGAGGACAAGGAGCUGAGGGAGAAGGAUAGCCUAAUGGGGGAGGAGGUUGAGGAGCAGGAAGGAGGAGACUUCUGUGACGGGUGCAGUCACCCCGCUCCGGGAGUAGAAGAGGAGCAGGCCCUAGCCCUGGAUGGACCCGAAAGUAGGUCGGAGUGCGGGUCGGCGACAGGAUUCACCUCCCUGCCACCACCCGCCAUGACACAACCCACCCAGCCCCCGGUGUGCCUGCUCCUCCACACCAUCAACGAGCUUGAGGGGCCCCCUCACCAUGGCAACAGCACAGAACCUCAGGGCUGAGCUACGCUAAGCUAAAGCGCAUCUUCACCGAGGAGGGAGAGAGAACCAGGAGUGGGAGUCAAGACUUUUGUGUGUGUGUGUGACUGUCUGAGAUUGUGUGUGUGUGUGUGUGUGUGUUUGUGUGACGAGAAGGAAGUUUUAUUUUAUCCCAGAGUCUGGACUUAAAAGCCUGAUGUUGAUAGCUAGAGCCCCUUUGGCAUACUGUAAUGGUGGCCUUAACUGCAAUGUACAAGGAGACAGGAGGAGAGGUUUAGCCUAUCACCAACCUACCUACAGACUGCAUAAAUCUCCUCCUUUGUCUGCCUUUGCCAAGAGGAGGCGAAAGGAGAUCGUGUAAAGACUUAUGCAAGCUGGAGGAGAUUGAUAGUCUGGUCAGUGGAUGCUGACCUGACGUUUGGUGUGACUGCAGUAUAGUGUAAGUACACACUGGUGCAACUCUAGCCUGGUCUCAGAUCAGUUUGUGCUGUCUUGCCAACUCCUAUGCUCAGUGUACCAAGCUACUGGAAAUCAUUGCAGCUGCUUCCUGUGUCUGUUCACAGAAAGUAACAUCCUGGACAAAUACACUGAAGCGGUACAGGAACAUUGUCAAGCAGUGCAGUGUGGAUCGUCAUGGCGACGAUGUGUGCUUAUGUAAUGUGAUAGUCCCAGUCGGUAUGAAAUAGAAUGUGGUGGCCCUGCCUGCCUGUGGGGAAAACAACCCAUGGUUACUUUGGUUACCCCGUUGGCUCACAGCAAAAACUUCACCUUUUUCCAAAGGCUAUUUUCUUGUCUGCUUGUUUUAGUCAAUUACAAAACUACAUUUAAGAAAAGUACAACAUGUGUAAAGAAUACUAUUCAACUUUUCCUGCUCCUGAGCGUUCUCACUACUUAGGAAAAUGUAAUGUUGUCUGGGGCUUCCCUCGUUUUCAUGACGGCAUUAAUGUUAACCACGUGAGUGACUGCGUGCUAGCUAGCUACCAACCAGAACACGACUCUCCAACCCUGUUCCUGGAGAGCUACCCUCCUGUAGGUUUUCACUCACAAACCCAGUUGUAACUAAUCUGAUUUGGUUUAUAAACAGCUAAUUUUUUUAGAAUCAGGUGUGCUAGAUUAGGGUUGGAGUGAACCUACAGGACGGUAGCUCUCCAGGAGCAGGGUUGGAGAGUCCUGAACCAGAACAUUAAGCUAGCCAACACAAACGGACUAGCUAUAAAGCUACAAGAAGUGAGUGGAGUUCCAAACUGACUGUACUAAUCUAGUUAAAUGUCUUACCUGUGAUAACAUAUUUUCCACACACGUAGCUAAAGUGUGGCCUCCUUUGACACCGGGUCCCCACAAUUUCUCACUCUUCCACACCGAAUAGCCUGAGGGCCGCUGGCUCUACUUCCCUAAGUGCUUCCCUAAGUGGGAGCAUAGGGAACCGUAGGUCAAAAUUUUUGACCUACGUUAGAUUUGUAUAACAAAAAUUGUACUACGAAGUUGGCUCUUUUACAGUCUGGGUCAAUGGGGGAAAGAACGUUUGUUUUCCCCAGUUGGUGGGCGUUGUCGAGGGCAAUUAAUUCUUAUGACUAGAAUACUGACUCUUGAGUAAUACUGUACAGGAAGAGCCUGAUACUAAACACUGUGUGUGAAUGUUACUGUUCCACAUAAGACCUUUAGCCUUAUGUUUUCUACUCUCCUACAACCCUGUUGUCACAGGGACCCAAGUGCAUUAACACAUUUUGUGUGACACGAUCAUUUUAUUUUGCACAUGAAUACAUGUAACUCUAAUAAUGGAGACAAAGAAAUUAAUCAAACAUAAAAAAAGUUGUAUCUGUGAAUCCUGUUUUUUUUUUCAUUGAAUCAGUUACUAUUUGUUUUGUAAAGGAAUGGUUUUCUAAUGUGUCGUUGAGAUUAAUUCUACAUUGGUAAAAAAAAAAACGCUUACCACAUACAGUAUGGGCCUCUAUCGGAGUCUAGGACGUGAUUGGUUCUGCUCUGAGAUAUUGAUUACAUGAUUGUAGUGUGCAUCUCUGAGAAACUGUCAUGUUUGCGAUCGCCCACAAUGAUUGUGCGUUAGUGAAACUUACAGGUCCGUAGGAGAAACUGGUACAAAAAAACGUUUAGUUACGAGAACCAAGCUAUCAUAAGUGCUUUAUAUAGGCCUAUUAUACUUUUUGUAGAAACAAAUAGAAUAUUCUAUAAUUGUGGUACAACAAAGGUCAAUUAUUCUGCAUUUUGGACGGAUGUCUUUGUCAACUUGUGUAAUGAAAUUGUAAAGCUUUUGAUCGACAUUGGAAAAUUGUGUAUUAUAAUAUCAUACAAUGCAUUUAUGAACCAAACGAGCUACAUUUAAAUCUAUCGUAGCAAAAUGUCAGUCUACAAUCAUUAGUUUUUAGUUAGUGAAUGAUUAAUUUCUAGUUUUUUGUUGAGUAUAGAAUUGUUGAUCUCCUUCAAUCAAUCAAAAGAGUGAAGGUGAAGAUACAGGGAACUCAAUGCACAGAUUAAAUGACCUAAUGAAUGAUGUGACAAUGUUCUAUUGUGAAUAAUGGACAUCAUGCCAAAGAUAUUAUGCUGUUUCCACACGGGAUGUAAGGUGGUUGUGCACAUUUUCUGUUUUUUGUUUUCAAAAGGCAUUUUAUUACAGCAGCGAAAUUGACACAUGCUCAAUAAAUGUCAACCAGAAAUA